AUGGCCGACGAGCACGACCCGUCGCAGCGCCGCCCACGCGGCGACGAGCGCCGCCGCCGCCGCGAGUCCCACGGCGAGACCUCUGGCUCGGAGCGCCCGCGCCGCCGCCGCGACAGCGACGCCCGCUCGCCGUACGCGCACGACGGGCGUCGCAGGAAGGGGCACCGCGCGACGGACUCGCAGGGCGAGCUGCUGCGGCCCUCGCCGCGCACGUCGAGCCAGACGCCGCGGGACAGUCCGCGCGCGCACAGGGACAGCCGGUACCAGAGCGACUCCGAGUGGGAGAGCAUAGCGCCGCCGCAGCGUCGCAGCAGGAGGCCGAGUACGGCGGAGGGCAACUCGAGGAAGUCGGGCAAGCCGCUGAGUCUGGAUGCGCUGGCGAAGCUGGACAAGGAGGUGGCGAAGAAGAAUGGGGGGUGGCGUGGGUAUGACUACGACGAGGAUUAUCUCAAGGAGGUAAGGCGCAAGGAGAAGGCGCUGGAGAAGGACAGGCUGCUGGGUGCGAAAGCUGAGAAGAAGAAGGCGAAGCUGGACGAGGAGAAGAGGAAGUUUGAGGAGAGCGACAAGGAGAUUCUGGGGGAGAAGGAGAGGCGGAAACGGAGAGAGGCGCGGAGGAAGACGAGGGAGAGCAGAGAGGUCAAGGGCGGGGCUGUGCUGUUGGGCGACCUGGCGGGGAUGGAGAGCAGUAAGAGAGCGAGUCGGGCCGAGGAUUCGAGGGAGAGGAGACGGAGAGACGAGGCCAAGUACACACCGAGUGAGAUUGAAGAGAGGCGGGAGCGGAGACACCGCGAGAAGCAGCGGAACGAGCAGCGCAAGAGACGAGUCGUGAGCGGGCCGUUGGCAGAAGAAGGCGGCAUUGACGACGACGAGUACCAGUACAUGAUGGAGAAGCGCGGUGGAGCAGGCAGCGCGCGAAUGAUUCUGCCCCCAGAAGGGUAUGCGAAGAAGAAGAAGCGGAAGAAGAUCAUCAUCGGCGUAGUCUCGGUCCUCAUACUCCUGGCCAUCAUCAUUCCCGUAGGCGUCAUGAUGUCGAGCAAGAAGAGCGACGAUGCACCGCAGGGCGACACAUCGGCUGGGCAGACAGGGCCGAAGACUAGCAAUCUCGACGGCAAAGACCCAAACAGCGUCCCGAAGGAGGACAAGGGCGGCAUCUUCGACCCAUGGGCAUGGUACGACACGGACGACUUCAACGUCACCUACACAAAAGAGCUGGUGGGCGGUCUCCCCAUCAUCGGCCUCAACUCGACAUGGAACGACGACGUCCAGGCCAACUCCAAGGUCCCGAAUCUGAAGGACUCCUUCCAGUACGGAAAGAUGCCCAUCCGUGGCGUCAACGUGGGCGGCUGGCUCAACCUCGAACCAUUCAUCACACCCUCCUUCUUCGAAGGCUUCGGCGCCCGCGACGGCGUAGUGGACGAGUACACGCUGAUGAACAAGCUUGGCCCGGUCAAAGCGAAGCAGAUGCUGGAGGAACACUACUCCUCGUUCGUCAACCGCAAGACCUUCCAAGAGAUCCGUGCAGCCGGCCUCGACCACGUCCGCUUCCCCUUCGGAUACUGGAUGGUGCAGGUGUACGACGGCGACCCAUACCUGCCGCAAGUCUCGUGGCGCUACCUCCUCCGAGGCAUCGAGUACUGCCGCCAGAACGGGCUGCGCGUGAACCUCGACCUCCACGGCGCGCCCGGCAGCCAGAACGGCUGGAACCACUCCGGCCGCCAGGGCGUCAUCGGCUGGCUGAACGGCACCGACGGCGACCUCAACGCCCAGCGCACCCUCGACAUCCACCACAAGCUCUCCGUCUUCUUCGCCCAGCCCCGCUACAAAAACCUCGUCACCAUGUACGGCCUCGUCAACGAGCCCCGCAACGUCGAACUCGACACGGCGCGCGUCGUAAACUGGACCCAAGCCGCCGUCGACCAGAUCCGCGCCGACGGCAUCGGCGGCAUCAUCGUCUUCGGCGACGGCUUCAUGGGGCUGGACAACUGGCAGGGCAAGCUGCAGCAGAACAAGAACCUGCUGCUGGACGUGCACCAGUACGUCAUCUUCAACGUCGACCAGCUGUCGCUCGGCCACCGCGACAAGCUCAACUUCGCCUGCUCCGCGUGGACCCAGCAGUCGCGCCGCUCCAUGGACAAGACCACGGGCUUCGGACCCACCAUGUGCGGCGAGUGGUCCCAGGCGGAUACAGACUGCACACAGUACAUCAACAACGUCAACAUCGGCACGCGCUGGGAGGGCACGUACGACACCGGCAACGCCUCGACCUCGAUCCUGAAGCCGCAGUGCCCGGAGCCCGCGCGCUGCUCGUGCGGCCCCGCCAACGCCGAUGCCAGCGCUUACUCGGACGCGUACAAGUCGUGGCUGUACCAGUUUGCCAUCGGGCAGAUGGACGCGUUCGAGGCCGGCUGGGGCUGGUUCUACUGGACGUGGACUACGGAGCGGUUUUCGCAGUGGAGUUACCGGCACGGGCUGGCGGCGGGGAUCAUGCCCAAGCUGGCGAAUGAGCGCGAUUGGAGUUGUCCGAGUAAUGGGCUGCAGGGGCUGGAUGAGUUUGGGGGGUUGGAGGAGUUUUACUGA
This is a messenger RNA of Boeremia exigua, 2577 nucleotides long. RefSeq names its product glycoside hydrolase superfamily. Gene Ontology annotation, molecular function: beta-glucosidase activity. The transcript has a single exon. Gene Ontology annotation, biological process: glucan catabolic process. Gene Ontology annotation, cellular component: extracellular region; cell surface. The record is from RefSeq and is a predicted model, not a curated record. Bases 1 to 2577 code for a protein of 858 amino acids. Lineage: Eukaryota; Fungi; Ascomycota; Dothideomycetes; Pleosporales; Didymellaceae.